UGGCGAUUUUUCAAUUUUUGCCCUCCCCCAAAAAAUGAUACAAUGAAGUUGACUCGCGACGUAAUAAUAUCUUUGCUGAAUCUUUCACUAUGUGUUCACUUGUCUCAAUCUACCGUGAUGGAAAAAUUGAAGGAAGCUCUGCCGACGGUAAAAGAAGUUUACGACGAUGCCCAGGUAAUCGGUGAACAGUUGGGAAAAGCUCUGGACGUGGCUUACGAAAAAAUCGAGACAGGCCUCAACGAUUCCUCUCUCGGAUGGAAAACACCAGAAUUGAUAAGAGAUUCGGGAUACAAUUUCGAAGCUCACGAGGUCACGACCGAGGACGGCUACAUACUGACGCUGCACAGAAUUCCCGGCCCUCCCAACGCGCCCAUCGUCUUCCUGCAGCACGGAAUCACCGAGAGCUCGUCUUGCUGGGUACUGUCCGGCAAAGGCAACGCCCUGGCCUAUUUGCUUGCCGAUAGAGGGUACGACGUGUGGCUGGGCAAUGCCCGAGGAAACAUCUACUCGCAAGGGCACGUCUCGUUGUCCGUGAACGAUACGAAAUAUUGGCAAUUCAGCUGGCACGAAAUGGGCAUCUACGACAUACCGGCUGUGCUCUCUUACCUGACCAGCAUCCGAAACGACAAAGUCAUCUACAUCGGACACUCGAUGGGCACCACCAUGGCCUACGUCAUGUCGAUCCUGCGACCCGACGCCGCGCAAAACGUCAGCGCCAUUUACAGCCUCGCCCCGGUGGCCUACUGCGGACACGCCAAGAGCCCCGUGCGCUUCGUGACGCCGUUCCUCGACGAGAUCGAGCUGAUCAGCGAUUACCUGGCCCACGGCGAGUUCGUACCUCGUAACAAACUAGCCAAGUACGUCGGCAUGUACCUCUGCGAUUGGUUGGGCGUAGCAUUCAAUGGAUUCUGCACCGAUGCUCUGUUCUUCUUGUUUGGAUUCGAUAACAAGAGAUUCAACGACACGCUAACUCCGUCGAUCGUGGCGCACACUUUGGCGGGCUCGUCGAUCAGAGAGCUAACGCACUAUGGUCAGCUGAUAAAAUCUCACAAGUUUGAGCAAUUCGAUUGGGGCAAAGAAGAAAACAAAAGAAUUUACGGAGACGACGAUCCACCGGAGUACGAUUUAUCGAAAGUCAACGUGCCGGUAGCUCUGUUUUGGGCAAGAAACGAUUGGUUGGCCGAUACAAGGGACGUGCGAAGGCUGCGAAGAGAACUGCCCCGCGUUAUUGCGGAUCAUCCUAUCAACUACAACAAAUUCAAUCACAUAGACUUUUUAUGGGGCUUGGAUGCAAAAAAACUCGUUUACUCUCCUCUGAUUCAACUAAUCGAAAGUUUUUCCCUGGGAAGAAGAUCGUCCAGGAGACCCAGGGGAUAAAAAGUGCUAUUCUUUUAGCGAUUUACCUUUCAUGGCAGUUUGAUGCCUCAUAACCAUGAAAUCAAUGAAGAUUGUAUUCCUUUUGGUAGCAUUGGCUGCAUGUGCUAGUGCAUCGCCAGCAGGCGCCACAACCAAACAAGACGAUGAUGAAAACACCCGAAGGAUACCAUAUCAUCCACCCACAAAUGAAGAAAUCAUUAUUGGCAUGUUAACCGACAUGGAGUCCAAGGUAAAAUCGACCCUCAUAGUCGCGUCGAUCGCCUUGACGUUCACCAUCCUCACGAUGAUCGGCCUCUACAGAUACAGUAGAAGACAGACCUAACUUUAAGUUCAAACAUUGAUACUCAACUUACUCUCUUUAAAAAAAGGAUGGUCUGAGCGUAUCAUACAAAUAAAUGUGUUGUGAUAGUGCAUUGAAUUUGUGUAGAUGGCGUAGGAUGCAUGGACCACGAGUUCGUAAAUUCCUGAUAGCGCUAGCGCGAGUA
Trichogramma pretiosum is the source of this 1862-nucleotide messenger RNA. RefSeq names its product lipase 3-like. NCBI's taxonomy places the organism in Eukaryota, Metazoa, Arthropoda, Insecta, Hymenoptera, Trichogrammatidae. Gene Ontology annotation, molecular function: hydrolase activity, acting on ester bonds. The transcript has 7 exons. Bases 43 to 1377 code for a protein of 444 amino acids. Gene Ontology annotation, biological process: lipid metabolic process. The record is from RefSeq and is a predicted model, not a curated record.